GGGUAAUUAAGACGAUGCGUUUAGAUAACGACAACUGCUAGUGAGUGCUGAUUCUCUCACAAAUUUUAUUAUCGUAGUGCUACUUCAGGGGAAGAAAUGCCGAUAUUAGGGCAUGAACACCAAAGAGACUUGAUAUUUGAGGAAGAUGACUUGGCCUAUGAAGAAGAGAUCUUACGUCAUCCAUUCUCUGUCAAAUGCUGGCUACGCUAUGCUGAGCACAAAUCUAAUGGCCCUUCUGUAGGACUACAUCUCAUCUAUGAGAGAGCUCUAAAGGAGUUACCUGGAAGCUACAAGCUAUGGUAUAACUACCUCAAACUGAGAAGAAAGGCCAUCAAAGGUCGGUGUAUUACUGACCCAGGAUAUGAGGAUGUCAACAAUGCCUUUGAAAGAGCUUUGGUUUUCAUGCAUAAGAUGCCUAGAAUAUGGCUUGACUACUGCCAGUUUUUGAUGGACCAGUGCAAGGUCACUCGGACACGCCGGACGUUUGACCGUGCCUUGAGGGCGCUGCCCAUAUCCCAGCAUCACAGGAUCUGGCCUCUGUACCUGAAGUUUGUCCGCUCCAUGCCACUCCAUGAGACUGCUGUCAGGGCCUACAGGAGGUACCUCAAGCUGUGUCCUGAGAAUGCAGAGGAAUACAUAGAGUAUCUUGUAGAUAUUUUGCGUUUGGAUGAGGGCGCUGUUCGUUUGGCCGACAUUGUCAACCAAGAGACAUUUGUUUCGAAGGAAGGCAAAUCAAACCAUCAGCUUUGGCAUGACCUCUGUGACCUGAUAUGCAAGCAUCCAACCAAAGUGACAUCACUCAAGGUUGAUCCCAUUAUACGGGGAGGGAUCAAACGCUUCUCUGAUGAGAGGGGCAAGCUUUGGUGCUCUCUGGCUGACUACUAUAUCAGGAGUGGUCACUUUGAGAAGGCAAGAGACAUUUAUGAGGAAGCAAUCUUCACUGUGAUAACUGUCAGGGAUUUCACCCAGGUCUUUGAUGCAUAUGCUCAGUUUGAGGAGAGCAUGCUAAAGGCAAAGAUGGAAACAUCUGCAGAAUCUGGUUCAACUGAGGAAGAUGACAUUGACAUAGAGCUGAGGCUUGAACGGUUUGAAGACCUAAUGGACAGGCGCCCUCUGUUGUUGAAUAGUGUCCUAUUGAGACAGAAUCCCCAUAAUGUUCAUGAGUGGCAUAAAAGGGCAAAACUUUUUGAAGGGAAACCUAAAGAAGUGAUUAACACAUACACAGAAGCUGUGCAGACUGUGACUCCUCAGCUAGCAACAGGGAAACUUCAUACUCUGUGGGUAGAGUUUGCUAAGUUCUAUGAGAAGCAUGGUCAAGUAAUGGAGGAUUCGUGCGUCCUCUACUUGAAUUCGCUUGCCCUGUUUGGCACGGUUCGCUGACCUCAGCCCAAAGCAGAAACAUCGAAGCUGUGCAGAAGAGAGCCCUCAGAAUCAUCCUCGUCUCUCAAUAUCAUCCUCGUCUCUCAAUAUCAUUCAUAUGAGAAUGCUCUCGAAUCAGCACUGCUGCCUACCUUGAGAAGUAGACGUGAUCAACUUUGCUUACAGUUUGCUCGGAAAGCUUUCGAAUCUGGAUGCCCAUGGUUUGAGAGGAACACAAAUACAAGGACACUAAGAACAAGAAGAAUAUGUAUCGAACCUAGAAGUAGAACUGAUCGCUAUAGGAACAGCCCAGUCCCCUUCUUUACAAGAUUUUUAAACUAUUAAACAUGGACUGUGAAGAACUAUGUUUUAUACCUUUUUUGUUUUAUCUGUCGCUUCUCUUAACUGUAACUGACUUUUGAAAUAUUUUUGGAAUUGUUCAUUUCUGCAGUAAUAAUUGAACUUUUCUGAAAAGUCACUGGCUCAUAAUGGUAUAACCCACUUAACAUUUAUAUUUAUAUUUUUUGUACAGAUCAUAUUACUUCAACGUCGUCUUAUUUUUGUUUUUAAUUCCUUUUGAGAUAAUGCUUUAUGAUUAUCAUUCAUGACUCCGUUUCCUAUAACUAUUAUUAUUACCAUCAACACAGUGUUUCUUUAGAAUCAUUUAUCAAGCAUAUCGAGAACAAUCCAAACCCAGAUUACUGUUUCAGUUAGAAAUCCUUUGUAUAGAAUACAUGUUUUCCUCCUUCAAUUUGACCCUAAUUAAUAGCUUUCGCUUGUUUCUUUUCAAGUAUUAUUUCAUACACUCCACUCUUUAAUCUACAUGUAUUGUUAUUCAUUCAACAUUGGUUAAAUAUAUAUUUAUGUUAAAAUGUUCAUUAUAAAUGUUAAAGGUAUAUACAUUUAGUCUACUCCUAACCUUUCCCCAUUCCUGCUUUUUACAUUACUUCUCCCUCUGUAUACAUGUACUUUUCUUUUUGUAUCCCCUUUCCAAUAUUAUACAUUAGUAUACUUUUUUUUACUGUUUUGCUUGUUUGAUUACUGAAAUUUUACUCUGUACAAAUUCAUCUAAUUCAGCCUUUGGCUGCUAAUUGAAUUUUUAUCACAAUAAAUACCAUUUAUCUUUCUAUCUAUCUAUGAAGAGUUAAAUAUCCUCAAUCUUUAAAAACAAAUCAAUAUAUCAUGUAGAAUGUUUGUAUUAUCUAGGGGUAGAUAAUUGGUACUGGGUUCCACUUCACUUUCAGCAAAAUGAAAAAUGUGUCGCUUUCCACGUAAUCAGGUCGGUAAAACUCUCCUGGGCAAGAAGAGACUGAAAAUCAUUCACAUUUGAUAUGUACUGAUGCCCCAUUUAUAAUAAUGAGCUGAAAAACAGUGUUAAAAAGAGGGAAAAAGGGAGGGGGGGGGGUCGAUCAAAAAAGUGGAAGAGAGAGAGAGAGAGAGAGAGGGAACAAACAUGGGAAGAGGGUAAAAUAUACAUGUACAAUGUAAUGUAGAUAUUGAAAGCCUUUCAAAACUGCUAUUUUAUUCAAAUAAAAUGAAUUAUAGGCUAUUUUAAAAAUGGAAGGUCUUUUCACUAAUCUUUUGAAAAACUCAAUUAUCCAUAUUAAAGAUUUCUCAAUUGAAGAAAUUCAUGUACUUUUUGGAACAGUAAUCAGCUGUCUUCAUGAAAGUUUAUUGUCUUUUUUAAGAAACCAGUUAUGAAAGAGGGAAGGGAAACCAAAUUGUCCAUACAGUGUAUAUUGAAAAUAGGGUAGACUUCAAGUUCUAAUGUUAGUCCAUAUAAUUUCAAAUUACCUUCAUCUUUUUGAAGGAUGAAAGUAUCUAGGUGUUUCAUCUGGGCCUUUAUUGGCACUCAUUUUCUACAAGGAUUGACAGCGUUGACGUACAUGUAAUUUUAUGUCAAUAAACCAUUAUUACUUUCUGGGGCUAACUCAUGUAGAGAAAGGAAAUGUCGUCUCUUUCUAUUGAUUUUAGAUCAUUGCUCAAUAGUGUAUUACCAAUAAACCUGAAGUCCUGAAUUUAAAAAAGAGAUAAAAUGAGAGGAAGUUAACAAGGUAAUGUUACACUAUUAAUAUCCUGUCUUAAAUGAGAAUGCAAGUUACAAUUUUCCAUGUAGACACAAGCUUCUCCAGAGUCUAGAUGUAGAUACAUGUAGACCACCAGUGUAUACAUGUAAAUAUAUGACAUAUGAAAUAUUUUAAUUUUAUCCUCAUAAUUUGAAUCAUAAAUCAUAAAUAAAUUAUUGUAUAAUUCAAGCGAUAUUAAAAAAGAAAUAGUGAGUGAAGGAUUUACUUUGUAUUUUAUUUACUUUAUACUGCAGGGUUAGCCUGUUCAAUUUUGAGAAACAGCUUUAAAGUGAUUGGUUAACAUUGGUUUGACUUUUAAAAAAUCUGAGCUAGAAGGUCACACUUGUCACCUGUGUCUGUGAUAUGUUACAAAAAUGAAGCCCAGAAAAAAUUAUUUAGUGCUUCAAAAAUUGAAAUAUAAAGUGACCGAAAACACCAUCUUAAUUUCAUCUCAUACACUUAUGUGUACAAUUUAGGCGUCUAUAAGUCGCCUAUUUACAAAAUCGGGGUUUGCCUUGUAGUUUUAGCUUUUCAUUCUCAAUAAUGGUUGUUUUCAGGGUUUAUUAGUUCUAAUACAUGCACUUGUACACAUGUUUCAUCUUGGUUUGAGAAUUUUUUAAAUCGGCUGCUCGCAAAGUUAAACAAUA
This is a messenger RNA of Lytechinus pictus (painted urchin), 4072 nucleotides long. Its product is annotated as pre-mRNA-splicing factor SYF1-like. Gene Ontology annotation, cellular component: post-mRNA release spliceosomal complex; U2-type catalytic step 2 spliceosome; Prp19 complex. Lineage: Eukaryota; Metazoa; Echinodermata; Echinoidea; Temnopleuroida; Toxopneustidae. Gene Ontology annotation, biological process: generation of catalytic spliceosome for first transesterification step; mRNA splicing, via spliceosome. Bases 97 to 1380 code for a protein of 427 amino acids. The record is from RefSeq and is a predicted model, not a curated record. Gene Ontology annotation, molecular function: protein binding. The transcript has 12 exons.